Messenger RNA from Pieris rapae (cabbage white), 1440 nucleotides. RefSeq names its product 2-acylglycerol O-acyltransferase 2-A. The transcript is spliced from 5 exons. The record is from RefSeq and is a predicted model, not a curated record. Gene Ontology annotation, cellular component: endoplasmic reticulum membrane. NCBI's taxonomy places the organism in Eukaryota, Metazoa, Arthropoda, Insecta, Lepidoptera, Pieridae. Bases 165 to 1223 code for a protein of 352 amino acids. Gene Ontology annotation, biological process: triglyceride biosynthetic process. Gene Ontology annotation, molecular function: diacylglycerol O-acyltransferase activity.
CUUAAUGAGGGUAAAUGAUUCAAGUUCAAAGUUUUCUUUUUAAUACUUAGUCGACAAUGUACGCGCGGAAUAAUUUUCUAAACUCGUACGAUUCGUAGAUAACAAGAUUAGUUACAUGUGGAUUGUGGUGAUAUGUGAUCGUGUUUAAACACGUGGGAGUCACAAUGUUUAAAACUUUUUGGAAUACAUUUAUGAACUUGUCAAUGGCAUUAGGCAUAGAAUGGGCACCGCUAAACGUACCAGUUUCACGAAGGCUUCAGACCCUGGCGGCCACUGGCUGGAUCUGCCUUGUACUCUUCAGCGAAGCAGUUGCUAUACUUCUAUUCAUUAAAAUUAUUUACUCUUCAUUUUGGUACUUGGGCUUGUUGUAUGGAGUGUGGAUGCUAAAUGAUAUCGAGAUAUGUCAUAAAGGAGGCCGAACAAUCCAAUGGGUGCGAAACUGGGCGUGGUGGCGUUACUAUAGAGAUUAUUUUCCAAUUAAACUUGUGAAAACCGUUGACUUGGAACCCAAUAGGAACUAUCUCUUCGCGUGCUUUCCACACGGCGUUGUCUGCUCCGGGGCUUUCGGGGCAUUCGCGACAAAUGCUCUGGAUUUCCACAAAGUUUUUCCUGGCUUGAGUUGCCAUAUGAUAACCUUGGCUGGGCAUUUUCUGGUUCCCAUUUUCCGGGAACUUUUACUAGCGUUUGGGACUUGUGCAUCUUCAAGGGAAAGUUUGGAGUAUCUGUUGGAUAUAAAACGCAAUCAAGGAACAUGCGUGUGCCUGAUUGUUGGUGGAGCUGCUGAGGCAUUGGACUCACAUCCUGGGGAGUAUAAAGUUAUUUUGACCAGACGAAAAGGCUUUAUUCGGGUUGCUAUGAAGUCCGGAGCACCCAUAGUACCGGUGUUCUCCUUCGGUGAAACAGACGUGUUCAGACCACCUCACAAUCCCCAGGAUAGCUUCCUACGCAAGUUCCAGGAGAAGGUGCGUCAGGUAACUGGCAUUUCACCAAUGUUUCCUAUUGGAAGAGGACUGUUUCAGUAUUCAUUUGGAGUUCUACCUUUGCGAUCACCCAUUACCACUGUCGUUGGUGCACCUUUAGAAGUUGAAAAGAAUCUAGAUCCAACAGACGAAGAAGUUAACGCCUUACACGCUGAAUUCACAAAACGACUGAUUGAUCUCUUUGAGACUGAAAAACCUAAGUAUUUGAAGAACCAUGAGAAAAUAUCAUUAAUUAUCACAUAGUAUUAUGUGCGUACUUUAUUUCCAGUUAAAUGUUACCAACAAAUUAAAUUAGGUGAACUGCCAACCAAAACGGAAUAGAUUAUUAAGAAUAAUUCAGCCACUGCAAGCAAAUUUGAAUAAUGCAUUACCCAUGUCUCUGACAUACUUGGUAUUAAUUAUAAUUACUUAUAUAGUUUUUUUGUUUUGCAUUCUAAAUUUAUUAAAUAUUCAAUUGAGU